Molecule: messenger RNA, 2211 nt
Organism: Fraxinus pennsylvanica
Lineage: Eukaryota; Viridiplantae; Streptophyta; Magnoliopsida; Lamiales; Oleaceae
Source: the annotation of a GenBank genome assembly
AUGUCGGGGUGGGACGAGGGAGAGAUAUACUACAGCGACCAGGCGCAGUUCCCUCCCGGAGGUGGCUCCUCCGGUGACCAGGCUCAUGGGACUAGCCGGCACGCGGCGUUGCAGAAAUUCAAAGAAUUCAUAAGGAAUUUUCAAUGCAAGACCCAGCCGAACGUUUUUCCCUACAGAGAGGCCCUUGUGGCGGAUCAUAAGUGCCUCCUCAUCAACCUCGCCGAUCUCAUCUCCUACGACUCCGACCAAACACUGCCUCAACUUCUCCGCCAGAACCCUGCUGACUAUCUACCCCUCUUUGAAACUGCAGCAGCAGAAGUUCUGUCGAGUUUGAGAUCAAGGGUAUCUGGAGAGACUGGGGAAAUGGAAGAGCCAGAGACUGGUGAGGUGCAGAUACUGUUGAGGUCAGACCAGGAUCCGGUCUCAAUACGUUCGCUAGGGGCCCAAUAUAUUUCCAAGCUGGUUAAGAUAUCUGGAAUCGUCAUUGCUGCAUCAAGGACUAAGGCAAAGGCUACAUAUGUGACAUUGUUGUGUAAGAACUGUAAGAAUGUAAGGGUUGUUCCAUGCCGUCCAGGGCUUGGAGGAGCAAUUGUGCCACGUUCUUGUGAUCAUGUCCCUCAGCCUGGGGAAGAUCCAUGCCCAAUUGAUCCAUGGAUUGUGGUUCCAGAUAAAAGCAAGUAUGUUGAUCAACAAACGCUGAAAUUGCAGGAAAAUCCUGAGGAUGUCCCCACAGGGGAAUUACCAAGGAACAUGCUUCUAUCUAUCGACCGCCAGCUUGUGCAAACAAUUGUGCCUGGGACAAGAUUGACUAUCAUGGGAAUUUAUAGCAUCUUUCAAGCUGCCAAUUCAUCAACAUCCCAUAAAGGAGCAGUUGCAGUUAGGCAGCCUUACAUCAGGGUUGUUGGAUUAGAAGAAACUUCCGAGGCUAAUUCACGGGGUCCAACCAACUUCAGUAGAGAUGAUAUUGAAGAAUUUAAAAAAUUCGCAUCAGAUAAUAAUGCAUAUGAAAACAUAUGCUCCAAAAUUGCUCCCUCAAUAUUUGGUCAUUCUGAUGUGAAGAAGGCUGUUGCUUGCCUUUUGUUUGGAGGUUCCAGGAAGGCAUUGCCUGAUGGUGUAAAACUAAGAGGCGAUAUUAAUGUGUUGCUCUUGGGUGAUCCAUCUACAGCCAAAUCACAGUUUCUCAAGUUUGUUGAGAAGACAGCUCCAAUAGCUGUAUAUACUUCUGGGAAAGGAUCAUCUGCUGCUGGUCUCACUGCUUCUGUAAUUCGUGACAAUAGCUCGAGAGAGUUCUAUCUAGAAGGAGGAGCCAUGGUCUUGGCAGAUGGAGGUGUUGUUUGCAUUGAUGAAUUUGACAAAAUGAGGGCAGAAGACAGGGUUGCCAUUCAUGAAGCGAUGGAGCAGCAAACUAUCUCUAUUGCUAAAGCAGGAAUAACAACUGUUCUCAAUUCAAGGACAUCAGUGCUUGCAGCAGCCAACCCUCCAUCUGGGCGCUACGAUGAUCUCAAGACUGCACAAGAUAACAUUGACUUGCAGACCACAAUUCUUUCAAGAUUUGAUUUAAUUUUCAUUGUGAAAGACAUCAGAAUGUAUGCACAAGACAAGAAUAUUGCCAGCCACAUCAUCAAAGUUCAUGCAUCUGCCAGUGCAACCACAAAUGACACGAGGACUUCCAAAGAGGAUAACUGGUUGAAGAGGUAUAUACACUAUUGUCGAACUGAAUGCCAUCCCCGUCUCUCAGAAUCUGCAGCAUCAAUGUUGCAGCAGAGUUAUGUGAAAAUUAGACAGGAUAUGAGACGACAAGCAAAUGAAACUGGGGAGGCAGCUGCAAUACCAAUUACAGUUAGGCAGCUGGAAGCUAUUGUGAGAUUGAGCGAAGCACUGGCCAAAAUGAGACUGUCGCACGUCGCAAAUGAUAACCAUGUUCUGGAAGCCAUCAGGCUGUUCAACAACGCUACAAUGGAUGCAGCACGUUCUGGAAUAAAUCAACAUAUAAAUCUUACUCCCGAGAUGGCAAACGAGAUAAAGCAAGCGGAAACUCAAAUAAAGAGAAGAAUGGGGAUUGGAAGCCAUAUUUCAGAGAGACGACUGAUUGAUGAUCUUACAAGAAUGGGCAUGAAUGAAUCUAUUGUAAGAAGAGCUCUAUUGAUUAUGCAUCAAAGAGAUGAAGUAGAAUACAAGAGAGAAAGGAGAGUUAUUGUUCGUAAAGCUUAA